AUGAGAGUGAAAUUCCAUAGACCUAGGCGAGGAAAACAGGUGUCUACAAAAUGAUGAAAGCUGCCUAUGUUGUCAUUUUGUAUUUAUAAAACUGUGCAAGAUGCCUAUAAUUAAAGUUCCAGUUGUCCAUAAUUUGGGUAUAAUUUCCCAAACCCACAAAGAGGAUUUGCAAAAAAUACUUUUCAAAAAAGCUCAGGAAAUAACAAUCACAACCAAUUCAAAGGCUACCAGAAACCCAUUUGAAAUAACAGAGGAGUUUAUCAAAAAGUACAACAAUUCCCAGGGCUCUGAGGAACAAGACAAGUAUAAUGAGCUGGCACGACAACUACUUAGCCGAAGCAAGCGCAGAGCUGGACUGAAAUGCAUGGGUGAGGGCGACCACGUUCAGCUUCCUCUGGCAUGGACAGAGCUGCUGUUGCUUGGUUUGUGCCGUGGUAAAAUUCAAAAUGAUACCCUGGAUUCCCUUCUGAUGUCAUUGGACCAUGCUCCAGUGCAUGCAGAACAGAUUCCUGCCCUCUUUUACCUGGGAGAGUCAGUCUUGUACUGGGUCUGUGCUGAUACGUCUCAGAAGCCCAAUUUGUACACCUGUGAAGUGAAGAUACUCAAGCUGGGAUAUUUGGUCUUCUUGAGACUAUUUCUCUUUCACAUCUCUGGAAACCUGAGUGGAUACCAAAGAAGCAAAUGCCAUCUUCACGUUUUUUUAAAAGCUCUGUCUCAGUGUGAGCCAUGCUACCAACCGUAUCCAAACAUCUUGCUCUCAGUGCACUUCAUGUUACGUUCAGGGGAGAUCAUUUGUGGACUGGGACCUUCUCAAGAGGAUUCAGCAUCAGUAAGAGCAGACUGUCAGGAGUAUGACGUGAACCAGGUGCUCUGGCAUUGUCUUCUCAGUUGGUACUGCGUACAAAACAAUGUCCGCCAGCUCUCCCAAGUGGCGCACCACCUCAUCAUGCUGAGAGAGGAGCUGCAGAAAGACAACUGGUUGGACUGUGCUUUGGGAUUAAUGGUUCUGGGUGAGGCUGCAAAGUCCAGCUUGUUGUGCCUUCAGAUGUUGAUGAGUCUCCACAUCAACCCAAAGACAGAGCAGGAGUCUCAGAGUGGUUGCUGGCCAUGGCAGUUGGAACACAUCUAUACCACUGUGUUAGCAGACAUAUGCCAGCAUAGCAGCAAUGCAGAGAUACAGAAAACAGCUCUGCUGGGCAGUCAAACCCCUCCAGGAUAUCACAAUACUGAUGGACUGCUUAAACUUCUGAACCACUGGUUUUCACUGAGUGUGGUGUCAUCUGUUCAUUCGCUAGCUGGCGCCGAGGCCUGGCAGCUGCGCUACAGUGCUGUUCAGGCUUUGGUGUGCGUAUGCCGAGGGCUCAGCGGAGCUGUGUUGCAGGAGGGGCUGAGGAAUGUGGCCUGGAUCACUCUGCAGGAACACCUGUGCCAAGAGACAGACCAGAGAGUCGGAGAUGCCGCCCGGGUUAUAGAGCUCACCCCCUACACCAAGGCCAAGAAGGAACAACCACCUCCCUCCAACAGGCCUAGGCUGGAAGCCUGUCCUCCACUGCCUAAAGAAACACUCCCUGGCCCUGCCAGUAAGAUGCAGCAUCCAACCAGACAUCCAGAGGAAUAUCACAGUGCCCCUAGAAAAAGUAAGAAAUAUCAAACUUACAUGGACUUCAAUGCACGUACAGAUGUUGACUUGAUGAGAAUUGUGGAGGACCAGUGGCAAAAAGAACUACAGAUCAAAAUGGCAGAGGAGGAAGAUGUUGAAAAGAAUGAAUUAGAGAAAGUACAAAAGGAAAAAGAGGAACAAUUCAAAGAGAUUAUGAGGAGGCGGGUGGAAAAAGUCAAGAAGGACACCAAACCAUAUGAGCUUCCCGGAUAUCAACAAACGGGAGGUCAAAUCUGAAUCUGAAAGAGACAUAAAUUACUUGUGCCAUGCUCUUUGUUAUAAUACUGAUCCCAAAACAUUUUACCAUGGUGAUUGCAUCUAGCAUUAUUUUUUGGAGGGAAUAGUGUCUUGCAUACAACAAGUGCAAAUUGUUUUAUGCACUUUAUUUCAUUUAAUUGGCAAACGUAACUUGGGUUUCAUCCUUUUUUAAUCUCACAUUAUAUUUACAGAAAGAUAGAAAAAUGUGACAAAAUGUGACUCUUAACAAGCAACAUUGGUAGAAAGAGAUUUGCACACAAAACCCUCCCCUGACGCUGAUUUGUAAAGAUAGCCAAAACUAUUGAAAUUCUAUACCAAGAAA
This is a messenger RNA of Salvelinus namaycush (lake trout), 2240 nucleotides long. It is a transcript of the gene tmem232, whose product is annotated as transmembrane protein 232. Bases 101 to 1897 code for a protein of 598 amino acids. NCBI's taxonomy places the organism in Eukaryota, Metazoa, Chordata, Actinopteri, Salmoniformes, Salmonidae. The transcript has 13 exons. The record is from RefSeq and is a predicted model, not a curated record.